This is a messenger RNA of Aspergillus homomorphus CBS 101889, 855 nucleotides long. Its product is annotated as putative alkaline lipase. Gene Ontology annotation, biological process: lipid metabolic process. NCBI's taxonomy places the organism in Eukaryota, Fungi, Ascomycota, Eurotiomycetes, Eurotiales, Aspergillaceae. The record is from RefSeq and is a predicted model, not a curated record. The transcript is spliced from 6 exons. The coding region runs from base 1 to 855 and encodes 284 amino acids.
AUGCAUCUCAAGAAGUCCGCCGUUCUGGCCGGAGUGGCCAUGAUCCCCGUGGCUUGCGCCGUACCCGCGAAGCGAGCUGUUGCCGAUACCGCUGAAUGGACGGAACUUCACCGGGCAGCGCAACUCUCCUCAGCCGCAUACACGGGCUGUAUCGGCAAAGCCUUUGAUGUGACUAUCACGAAGCAGCUCAAUGAUCUGGCCACAGAUACACAGGGCUUCAUUGGCUACUCCACGGAAAAGAAGCGUAUCACGGUCGCCAUGAGAGGCUCAACAAGCGCGACUGACAUCGCGAACGACGUGGACACCACGCUGGUGACCCCCAGCCUUUCUGGCAUCGACUUCCCGUCUGGCGCCAAGAUCAUGCAUGGCAUUUACUCGCCCUGGUCCUCGGUGCACGACACGGUCAUCUCUGAGGUCAAGUCCCUGGUAGAGCAAUAUCCGGGCUAUGACCUGGAGUCGACCGGUCACUCUCUGGGAGGGUCUCUGACCUACAUGUCGUACAUUGCUUUGACGCAGAACUUCCCGGAGAAGACGGUCAUCAGCAAUGCGCUGGCAGCGUACCCGAUCGGCAACUCGGCGUUCGCUGAGUUUGGUUCCUCGCAAAACGGCACGUUGAACCGGGGCAACAAUGCCGGUGAUGGCGUUCCGAACAUGUAUAUCACGUGGCCGUAUGACUUUGCCCACUACGGGACGGAAUACUACAGCUCGGGAACUCAGAGCAGCACCGUCAAAUGCGGCGGCGAGCGGGACACUCAGUGCUCUGCCGGCAACGGCAUGUUGGGCGUCACGGCAGGUCACUUUUCCAACUUUGGGAUCUCCCUGGGUAUGGCGGGGUGCAGCGCUUCGCUGUUGUAG